UCUUCCCAAGACAAUAAUUCGUCCAACGGGCAAGGCACAAGAAGAGCACGCUCCAAGCAAACAAGCUGCACAGCGGCCCAGCAAAGAGGAAAGCCCAGUCCAGCACAGAGCACAGCAGCCAUGGCAAUCUCACAGCAAGGACCCCUCCCCGUCAUCAUCGUCGGCGCGGGUGUCAGCGGCCUGCUGCUCGCGCAGUACCUCCGCAAGAACAACAUCCCCUACCGCAUCUACGAGCGCGACACGGACCUCACGACCCGCGGCGUCGGUUGGGGCCUGACGCUGCACUGGUCUCUCCCUGCGCUGCGAUCCCUGCUGCCGGACGACCUCGUUGCGCGGCUGCCCGAGGCCUAUGUUGACCGAGCUGCCGUCGCGAGGGGUGAGGCGUCGGCGUUUCCCUUCUUCGAUUUGAGCACCGCCGAACUCAAGGGCGCCAGCCCCCGCGCACCGGAAAGUCUGAGGAUUAGGGUCACGAGGGAGAGAUUGCGCCGUUUGGUGGCUACGGAUAUCGAUAUUCAGUGGGGGAAAGGCUUCACGAGAUACGAAGAAAAUGAGACCGGAGUAGCGGUCUACUUCGAAGACGGCACUUCGGUGGCCGGUCGCGUGCUCGUUGCCUGCGACGGGGGGCCAUCCCGUGUCCGGCGCCAGCUCUUCCCGGAACAGCACGAAAGACACCGGAUCCCGGUCCGGGUGCUUGGCCUCAAGUUGCAGUUGACUCCCGAAGAGAUGGAGCCGAUCCGAAAGCUCGACCCCUUCUUCCUGCAAGGUGCAUCAUCUCGGAACGAUACGUUUCUCUAUCUUAGCAUGCUCGACGCCCCUGGAAACAACGAUGAGAGCACGGGCAAGUACAGCUGUCAACUGUGCAUCUCAUGGCCGGAUCGCCCGGGCUUCCUAGGUAAUCCGGAGCCGACCGGCUAUCCGCUGACGGACGCCGGCAAGGUCGAGCUCAUCAGGUCGUUUGCCGAAGGGUGGUCGGAGCCGUUUCGUUCCCUUGCACUCGGCAUUCCCGCUGACACUGACGUGAAACACCUUGACCUCUACGAUUUCCCUCCGCCGAAGGGGUUGAGGUCCAAGGGGAGGGCCGUGUUGAUGGGCGAUGCCUUUCAUGCGAUGGCGAUGUACAGAGGCGAGGGUGCUAACCACGCCAUCCUCGACGUUCUCGACUUCGCAAAGACCGUUGGGCCCAAGUUGAGCGGUAGCAACAACAGUCUCGCGGACCAUCGAGCCGUUCUGGACAUUUACGAAGAUACCGUGGUCUCCAGAGCUCGACCCGGCGUUUUGGCGUCACGGCGGGCCUGCAUGGAUGCGCACGACUGGCCCAAGAUUAGCCCUACGAGUCCUCUUCUCAGCAAGCGGGAGAUGAAGCUUCAGUUUGAUGAAGAGUAAAAGGAGCUAUGGAACUACUCCGUACGGACGUCCCACCAGUAGACUUAAUGUUCUUUCUACUCUAAUUGAUUCAGUCAUGAUAUAAAAACAGACAUACAAGAUCGCGUACACCGUGUUCUCGGGAAUGGGGAUCAGCAUCGUGUUGUGGGAUGUAUGGGGUGAUGGGGUGAUUUCUUGACACGUAACCGUCCCUCCACCUCCUCCCAACCACCCCGGUCUGUUGUGGCUCCUCCACCGCAGUGGAGAGAGAUCAGCAAGACGAGAG
Messenger RNA from Colletotrichum godetiae, 1648 nucleotides. Its product is annotated as FAD binding domain-containing protein. The transcript is spliced from 4 exons. The record is from RefSeq and is a predicted model, not a curated record. Gene Ontology annotation, molecular function: FAD binding. The coding region runs from base 121 to 1383 and encodes 420 amino acids. NCBI's taxonomy places the organism in Eukaryota, Fungi, Ascomycota, Sordariomycetes, Glomerellales, Glomerellaceae.